UAUAAUGCUACAGCAGGGGCGGGGUGGUGCGGUGCAGUACAGAGCUGACUCCUCUCUCAGGACUCACUGACACUGAUAGCACGUUCUGCUUCUCUCAGGUCAGUCAGCUCAACACACAGCAAGCUGUGGACACCUGGAGCCUAUAACUGGAUACAGCAUUUGUUUGGAAUAUGAACGCCUUUCAACUUGGACUUGUUUUCCUUCAUUGUGUUGUUUUCCUCCAGUUAAGUGACUGCGCAUCCAGGGAUGAGAGUGCAGUGACGGCAGGGAAACUUGUGCACGCUCCAGCUGAAGUGCACACGCCACACAACGACACUGAAACGGACAAUAACGAAGAGGACAUCUCUGCGGAAUAUGAGGACAAAUAUCCCAGAGUUGCAUUUUCCGCAAAGCCUAGAGCAAAUUCCUCAUUGUCCACAAGUAAAGGUCACGGGAAGAGCAGAGAUGGAAAGAUGAACCCCUGCCUGAUGAAAGCAUACAUGAAUUAUUGCAUUAAUGGUGCUUGCCAGUACCUGCCAGAACUAAAUCGUACCUCUUGCGUAUGUGAGACAGGAUACUCAGGUGAGAGGUGCCACCUUUUCAUCCUGACUGUUGGCAAAGGAGAUGAAGGCAGCAGUCACACCACGGCUCUGGCUAUAACGGCAGCAGUUCUGUCCUUAAUGUGUCUCACCAUCAUUGCCAUUUUACUGGCCUUAAGAUGUAAAAAAAAGGGUGACAUUGGUGUGGAAGAGAAGAACAGUCUUCAGCCACUGCACAGUAGCGAACAAAAAGCAAAAGACACAAACCAAUGGCUCAGCCUACAUGACAACUACCACAUGGAGACUUCCUGUCAAUGCUGAAGAGGAAGAUGGUAGUGUCCAGAACAUCAUAUGUCUCCAAAGGACGACUUGAAGGAAAUUAUGAACGUUGCAUUGAAGAUUGUAGAACAUGUCUCUACAAAUCUGUGUAGCUCCAAAACAUAGUGAAUGUAGUUGCAUUACAGUUUUUAAUUGCUUGAAUUUUCUAUUUAUUUAUUUUUAAAGGAUACUUGAGCUCUAUAAGGUCAGUCAUGUUGGUGUAUUUAUUUAUGUAUAUUUACUAUUUAUUUUCAUCAUCUGGUUGAGUUAGCUUGAACUCCCUUGACUCUGACCCUCCAUCCAUCCCGACUGGCCAUCACUCCUUGGGAAGGCAGCCUGUGUCAUCCCGCAGUUGGUCAAGGAAAGUACGCAUGGGACAACCCACAGAAGUGGAACCGUGCUUAGGUUGCCAUAGAAGGAGGUCACUAGAUAGUUUUUCUUUGCUGCAAUGGCUGGCAAACUGCAACCUCCUCUCCCAGAUGGUGACAGAUAAUGGAGGUAUAUUACCGUUGAGCUCCCUGUUUGUGAGGCGAUCCCUCCAGGUGACAUUUAGAGCCGCUUGCAGCAUGCGUGUAAAAGUACCAUCGAGGGAGGACUGCAGCUUUGCAGUCAAGGUCCAAGUGGUUGAUCCACAGACCAGGUGAUUUUUUUUCUUUUGUGCUGGAUAGCAGCGACUCCUGACUCUUUCUAGAGUGAAUCCAAGCUCGUUAUGCUUGCGGACUAUGCGUUCAGAUUUUGCCUUGCUUGCCCAAAGACUCAGAUGUAUCCUUGAAGUUACUAUACAGUGGUCGGAGCUGACAUUUUCAAAGGAGUUGUAUGGGCAGCAGUUCAUGAUGCAGUUUUCCCAAUUUCUUGUUGAUAAUGAUAUAAUCGGGCGGCACGAUGGUGUAGUGGUUAGCACUGUCGCCUCACUGCAAGAAGGUCUGGGUUCGAACCCAGUGGCCGACGAGGGCUUUUCUGUGUGGAGUUUGCAUGUUCUCCCUGUGUCUGUGUGGGUUUCCUCCCACAGUCCAAAGAUAUGCAGGUUAGGUUAAUUGGUGGCUCUAAAUUGACUGAGUGUGAAUGGUUGUUUGUAUCUGUGUGUGUCAGCCCUGUGAUGAGCUGGCGACUUGUCCAGGGUGUACCCUGCCUCUCGCCCAUGGUCAGCUAGGAUAGGCUCCAGCUUGCCCCCCACGGGAUAAGUGGUUACAGAUAAAACGAUAUAAUCAAGUUGGGCCUUUAUUCCAGUUGGGUAGUUGAAAGUCCAUUGCUGUCUAGUUUGUUUCUGGAACUUUGUGCUUAAGCAGAUUUGCUUGUUUUCAUUGAGGAAAGCGCAAAGCAUUUUGCGGUUUCUGUUUGAUUCAGCGUAGUAAGAGAACUUGUACUCAUCAGUUUGGCCUAGUUGUGGGUUGAAAUCUCCACACGCAACUAGAACAUUAUGUUUUGGGACCUGGUGUACUACUAAGGAUAAAUCAGCAAAGAAUUCCUCAACUGCACUCUGAUACUGCUGAGAUACUGACUCAACAGAAUGGAGAGCUUUAUUAGCUCGUGGACUCAGGAGCAUUCCAAUUCCCACGAUAGACACAUUUGAUCUAUUUAUCUAUGCUGAUGAUGUCAUGAGAGUCCACUUUCCAAAUUGGUGGUACUUAAUAGUCAUCAUGGAUCAGACAAUGAUCUUGAAUGCAGACUAUAUCAUGACUGUAAGCGUCAGCUGAAGCAACUAGUUCCCCAAUUUGGGAUUCUGAUAAUAGUGCUCUCAUCCUGGCGACUUGUCCAGGGUGUACCCCGCCUCUCGCCUAUAGUCAGCUGGGAUAGGCUCCAGCUUGCCCACAACCCUGUAUAACAGGAUAAGAGGCUACAGAAAAUGGACAGAUGGAUGAUAGUGUUCUCACAUUAAAUGUGGCAAUAAAAACAUCCUCUUUGCACUUGAGUAGAUAAGUAUUUCUGGGUUGCCCAGUAGCCAACUUUUUGACUGCAUACCGAGCAGGAUUUGUGGGUUGCGCCCCUUGUUUAACCGUGCGACGGGCAAUGCAGGAUGAGCGACAGAUUUGGGGUUGAGGCGUUGAGAAUCUUUCGAUGGCUAGAGAAGGAAACUGCGGACGCCACACCUACGGUCCUGGCAGUAGUUGACUUUACUGGACUGGGUGACCUUGGCUUUUGUCAGCAUCAUGCAGAUCUUCCGCCCAACAUCAACGUGAGUGCAGCUGUUGAUUCACAGGGCUCCACCAUACGCACACAACCGCCAUGGCUUUGCCGUUAUCUUUGGCAAUGGGAGGCUAAGGGAGUACUACUACCAUCCCAGGGUGGACUCCCAGGCUAGCGGAGGGAAGGAGGCGCCUUACUGUUCCUUUGUGAACCGCCCAAAAAGGGGUGUCCACCCGCUACCUGAAAAUUAUUUUAUGUAAUAAUUAAGUAUAUUUACUGAAUGCAUUGCUAGUUUGUCACAUAUACAGUGCAGUCUGUAAGCAAUUAAACACUUGUUGGUUUUGUCCCUGUACUCCAGCAUGUUGGAUGUGAAAUGAAACCAUGAUUGUGAGUUUAAAGAAAAUAAUGUCAUUAAUUAUGUAUUAACAAGCUUGAGACAGCAUCACCGAUGUCUGUGAUGUCAUAUACAUUUCAGAUAAUCACUGACUUUAAAGAAAACACUUAUAUAGUAACACAUACUAUAUAAGACUGUCUUAAUUGGGGUCUGCUUAUUUAUUUACACCCCCUUGACAGUAGAGGAUUGUGCAUUAAGCGUUAAAGCAUUACAACUAACAUUAUACAUUUUAAUAUCAUAGUAAUAGUCCAUGUCAUAAUGGAGUACAGAGUCAAAAUUCGAAAAUAAUCAUUGUUCACUAACUUACAGGCUGAAUUUUAAAAAUGUUUUUAGAUAUUUAUUAUUGUAUAGCCAACAAACAUUCUGAAAGAAUUGCCUUUUUAUGCCUUAUUUGUUGACAUAUAAAGAAUAUUGGUCAUUUGAAUUUAGUUUAUUAUUUUGUGAAUUAUUCUUGAAAACCAUUUGAUAAUUUUAUGACUAUACUGUGAAAAAAUGGAGUCCCAUUAAAGAUAAUUGGUAGUGCCUUUCUUUGUACAUUACUGGCCAAAAAUGUGGAAGCAAGAAGGAUUUCAACAGUAUUAUACCAACAGUCAACACAAAACAAUGCAACGUGUUUACUGACAGCUAGUGAAAAUGAACUACAAAGCAUGACGUGGCCCGUACAGUCACUGAUUCUCUCACCAGUGAAAGUCAAACCAUUUUAGUUUCUAUUAACAAACAGAUUACAGUUUAUCACUCCAAAAUUAAGUUGCCAUGUGUUUAUUCUUAUCAGAUUAGUAAUGCUUCCAAACUUUUGUCUUGUAAUGUAUGUCAGAGCUGUUGGUUUAUUUGAACAGUGUUAGUUUAUUCAGUGGUCUAUGAAAUAAAUAUAUUUACACUAUAUAAUUGCCAGUUCAGUUACUGUUAAAUAAAGUGGAAAUAACUCGUACAACCA
Neoarius graeffei (lesser salmon catfish) is the source of this 4288-nucleotide messenger RNA. RefSeq names its product heparin-binding EGF-like growth factor b (gene hbegfb). NCBI's taxonomy places the organism in Eukaryota, Metazoa, Chordata, Actinopteri, Siluriformes, Ariidae. Bases 171 to 839 code for a protein of 222 amino acids. The transcript is spliced from 6 exons. Gene Ontology annotation, biological process: positive regulation of mitotic nuclear division; positive regulation of cell population proliferation; epidermal growth factor receptor signaling pathway. The record is from RefSeq and is a predicted model, not a curated record.